This is a messenger RNA of Eurypyga helias (sunbittern), 1448 nucleotides long. It is a transcript of the gene BLMH, whose product is annotated as bleomycin hydrolase. Lineage: Eukaryota; Metazoa; Chordata; Aves; Eurypygiformes; Eurypygidae. The annotation marks the transcript as partial. Gene Ontology annotation, cellular component: cytoplasm. The transcript is spliced from 11 exons. Gene Ontology annotation, biological process: response to toxic substance; L-homocysteine catabolic process; proteolysis. Gene Ontology annotation, molecular function: cysteine-type aminopeptidase activity. The record is from RefSeq and is a predicted model, not a curated record.
CAGGUCUUCCAGCACGCCGUGCCCGCCGAGGGCAAGCCCGUCACCAACCAGAAGAACUCCGGGAGAUGUUGGAUCUUUUCCUGUCUCAACGCAAUGCGUCUUCCUUUCAUGAAGAAAUACAACAUCGAAGAGUUUGAAUUCAGCCAGUCAUAUCUCUUUUUCUGGGAUAAGGUUGAACGCUGUUACUACUUUUUAAAUGCCUUCGUGGAAACGGCUCAGAAAAAGGAGCCUGUGGAAGGAAGGCUGAUACAGUUCCUGCUCUCCAACCCCACGAACGACGGUGGACAGUGGGAUAUGCUGGUCAAUCUUAUCGAAAAGUAUGGUGUUGUCCCCAAGAAAUACUUCCCGGAGUCUCAUACCACAGAGGCAACCAGAAGGAUGAACGAGAUCCUGAACCAUAAGAUGAGAGAAUACUGCUUGCGGCUAAGAAACAUGGUGGAAAGUGGAACACUUAAAGGAGAACUCUGUGCUGCAAUGGACACGAUGAUAGAAGAGGUGUUCCGAAUAGUGAGUACUUGCCUGGGCAGCCCUCCGGAGAACUUCUGCUGGGAGUUCCGGGAUAAGGAGAAGAACUACCACAAAUACGGCCCUGUGACACCGGUCCAGUUCUACAACGAGCACGUCAAGCCUUACUUCAACAUGGAGGACAAGAUUUGUCUAGUAAACGAUCCUCGACCUCAGAACCCGUACAACAGGCUGUACACGGUGGAGUACCUGGGCAACAUGGUAGGAGGGAGAAAAACACUCUACAACAACCAGCCUGUCGAUGUCUUGAAAAAAUUAGCUGCUGCAUCCAUUAAGAAUGGCGAGGCUGUGUGGUUUGGCUGCGAUGUUGCAAAGCACUUCUACGGCAAGCUGGGAAUCAACGACUUGAAUAUAUUUAAUCACGAGCUGGUGUUUGGUGUCUCCAUCAAGAACAUGAACAAGGCGGAGAGGUUAAUCUUCGGAGAAUCCAUGAUGACCCAUGCCAUGGUCCUGACAGCCGUCACCGAGAAGGAUGGGCAAGAAGAGGCGUUUGAAAAAUGGAGAGUGGAAAACUCCUGGGGUGAAGACCGUGGUAAUAAAGGUUACCUGAUCAUGACCGAUGACUGGUUCUCGGAGUACGUGUACGAAGUGGUGGUGGAUAAGAAGCACGUACCAGAAGACGUCUUGGCAGUGAUGCAGCAAGAACCCAUCGUUUUGCCAGCUUGGGACCCUAUGGGGGCUUUAGCCAAGUGAACUCCAGAGUAUUUGCCUCCUAACGGUCAACCAGAAGUAGAUGCAAUAGAGAACUCCAGUGGUCGGAAGCCAUAGCCAAAUGAUAACGUGACCAAGCACUUGGCGCGGUCUGUUUUCUUCAGCUGUAAGUUAAGGAUUUGGGGAAAAGCGCUUUAGUGACCUGGCUGAAAAAAAGCUCUCCGACUAUUCCGCAAAACUAAAAAGGGGAAAGGAACAAGCUCAUAAUGAAA